Messenger RNA from Lindgomyces ingoldianus, 1537 nucleotides. RefSeq lists its product as uncharacterized. The coding region runs from base 1 to 1158 and encodes 385 amino acids. The record is from RefSeq and is a predicted model, not a curated record. Lineage: Eukaryota; Fungi; Ascomycota; Dothideomycetes; Pleosporales; Lindgomycetaceae. The transcript has 12 exons.
AUGGGAAAUCUUCCGCCCUCAGCUUAUCCGCUUCUAAUUUCGGUUUCUCGCCAUCGUGGAGUAACGUCGUAUUUGAAGGACGCUCCAGACUUUCUCACGGUUCUUGCAAGUACAUGCGCGGCUCUGACGGGCAAUUCCCAGCGAUUCAAGCGAAAUUGGCGGCGUGAUUCGCGCGAGCCCAGUUUCUUUCUGUCAUGUCCGUCAGUUGACCAUGAACUGUGGCUGGCUGUGGCUGAAUAUGCUAUUUUGCGAGACGGCUUGAUAUCGAAGCCCGUGAACCACCCGCAUUUCCUACGAAGAACACGGCGUGGCCUCGAUGUUUAUGGACUCUCUUCCGUCUUGAAAAUUCCAAUAGUCCGGUUCCACUUGGCGACUCACUUCAACGAUGGCUGUCGUCGAGAGAGCCUAUCACUGGCCUAUCAUUGGGAUAAAAUGAAGCCCCAGGAUCUAGCUUUUGAGCGGGCGUUCAUUUAUCAACCACCCUCCCGCAAAUCUCCGACUCAUCUCGACAUCAAGCCUCCUACCAAGCCUUGUGAGAACUCGGAUUCGUGUGAAUAUCGUAUACUACAUAAUGGUAUAUGCUUCAUGUGGUGGUUCGGUGGAGUUCGCAUCAGGUCCAGACUUGGCGGCUCCCCGUUCUUUGAAACCUCUCAAUUCUGUCCGCUAACGGCUUCUGAACAGACUCGCUACUUCUUGCAGUUUGAGUCUCACUCAAUCUCAUCUUUCCUGUUGAGGCAAUCCCAUCACCCACUUGCGGCAGAUCACCAACCAAUUGACGGAAUAAGCGCUAAUGAACAAGAGGACGCCGUCUCCAACCUUCCAGUGAUGGGUGAACAUAAAGACCGAUACAACUGGAGUCGUCUGCUGCCGCCAAACGAUCUGACUAUAAAAUCCCCUAUUCGGAAGAUACAUUUCGGAUACUUCACAGUUCCCUACCCUUCUUUUAACUCCCUCAAGAGUUUCAUCACACUCAAAACCGACGAACUUUGGCAGUCCGAUUAUCCUCCGUUUCCCUCAGCGAACGCAUACUCCUUUACUCACACCCAGUCUCCACUCUCGUGCUUCCGCAAUUUCGAAUGCCACUUUACCUUCUCCUCUUGGCUGACUUUGUUCAUUACCCCCCAAAGCGCUUUCCACUCCCACGAUCCCGCCCAUUAAGCCACUCCAACCAUGAAAUCCUCAACUAGUCAUGUAAUGCUCACGAUUCUUUUGUCCUUGCCCUUAGGCCGAUGCUAACGCUGCGACUCAUGCGGAAGGGCCUCCCUAAGGAAAUAGGAAAGAGUUCUGUUUCUUAAGUGAUGAUACAUACAGUGUAGCCGGGAUGGUUUCAAGCUGAGAAUGAGGAAGUGCAUGGAAAAGCGUCAAAUGUGUCGGUGUCCGGUUGGGAUGCGAAGGGAAGUAAGUUUUCCGGAGCUUGUUGAUUGCUUUGCUUCUGCGAUUGAAGGAGUGGCCUUGAGAAUAAUAAGGACGUUAACAUGAUUCUCAUCGUAUUUGGUACUCGGUUUAUAUGCUGAUCGUAGCGGCGCAUAUACUGAAU